AUGUCUGAAGAUAGAAAAGGAAUCUCCCUGCGCAGUGGAGGCAAGAGAAAGGGACGCCCGACUAUCAGCGCACCCAAGCAGAUCUCCGGCCCGAUCCCCAACAAUGGCGUCGACGUCCCACGCAGUUCUGGCGGAAAGGCUCCCCCCGGCGCUCAGCAGCCCAUGGCGAGGCCCCCUCCACGGGGAGGAAAGACCGGUGACCUGGUUCAGCGCAGGUACUCUACUCGCUUCAACAACCUGCCGCAAGACUUCGACGCAACAGCUCCGCCCGUCCCAAACCUGCCUACCUUCGAUCCAUCCAAGUAUGGCGCACCCCCCGGAGAAAGGCGGCCACCGCCCUCGAGGGGCGAGGGCGCGCCCCUGGGUCCCACGCGGUCGGUGGGUGCCGUACCUGUCGACGUCAAGGCACUGAGAGACCCCCAGCUUGCCCCUGAUCAAUAUGUCGCCAACAUUCUAAGCGAAGCCACCGAGGACGAGAUACGCGAUUACCAGGAGAGCUUGAGGAAACUCAAGGCGCGGGCCAAAACCGACCUGCAGCAAAAUGUCUACCAGAACCGUACGCAGUUCAUCAAGAUCAGCAAGGAGGCCGAGAAGCUGAAGAGUGAAAUGCGCUCUUUGAGGAAUUUGAUUACCGAGCUCAAGACGAACACAACCGCAUUGAGAGCUGCCUCUGCCAACUCCAGCUCAACCCUCACUGGCGAGCUUAGCACCGGACUCAGUAAGAAGGACAGGCGAAGCUCGGUUGCCGACCGAACCGCACUGUGGAACUCUCAGAUGCAAGCGUUGUACAAGAACGUCGAGGGCUCCCAGAAGUUCUUGCCCAACUCAAUGGGUAGGCAUGUCGUCCAGGAUGCUGGUUACUGGAUCGAGCUGGACAAUGCAACCUACAAGUCCCGGAGGUCUAUGCAGAUCUUCCUACUCAACGAUCAUCUGCUUGUCGCUUCUCGCAAGAAGAGAAAGGCAGAUCAGCCCAACGACAACCGCGCCCCGCUGACCAAGCUGGUCGCAGAUCGUUGCUGGCCUCUACUCGAGAUCGAGAUAGUGGACAUGGCCAGCACAAACGAAAGUUCUGGCAGUAGGAACAAACUUGCUGACGCUAUCAUGGUUCGCGGCAUGGGCCAGGAAUCUUUCAUCUAUCGGACAGAGAAGCCUGAGGACACCCAGAAGUCCGCCUUGACACUGAACAUCAGGAAGGCUGUCGAAGAGUUGAGAAAGGGGCUGCAGUCUGAGAUGGAAGCAAAUAACAAGGCCAAGGAGACUAUCAAUUAUUUCGCUUCCCGUGAUCCUGGUCUUCUAGAGAAGACCGAGUUGCUGCAAACCCUAUCGGACAUCAAGGACAUGCUCAUUGAGGUGGACGGCAAGCAGCAAAAUCUACGAUGGGUAGAAUCUCAGAUGGACGAGCUGGACAUUGAUAUCGCUCUACAGCACUUUGAGAUGGCCGUUGCCAAGGUCGAAAAGCUUAGAGACUUGGCAAGAGGGUUAAGAAAUAAUGCCAUUGCUCAAGACUUCAUCAACUUCAAGGUGCAAGAACGCUCCACGAAACUAGCAGCACUUAUUACCAGGAAUCUAGUCGACAAUCACGAUCAGUCGCAGAAGGCAAAGCGGAAUGUUAGCUGGCUGACUAGGCUUGGAUUUGAAGACCGCGCACGUGAGGCCUAUCUUGAAGCACGGGGUGAACUAGUCAAGAAGAGGUCAAGACAAUGCGUAUUUCAAGGCGACCUGCAUCUAUACAUCUGGCAGCUUUCCUUCGUCUAUUUCAGCAUAAUCCGCAACACAGUGGCCUGCUUCCAGUCGUGCUUCCCACAAGUCAUGCUCAGCGCCUGCGUCAAGUGGGCCAAAGAAGAGGUCGAAAGUUUCAACGUCAUCCUUGCACGCCAGCUAAGCAGCGUAGAAAGGGACGGCGAGGCUUGGAGGGAGUGUAUGGAUCGUGCAAAGACUCAUGCACAGAUGCUUGCGGAGGUGCAUCUAGACUUCAGAGACUUGAUCGGAAAGCAUAUCAGAGAAGAGUCUGCGGUCAUCGGCGACAGUAGGCCGAUUGGACUUGGCCUGAGCUAG
This is a messenger RNA of Truncatella angustata, 2055 nucleotides long. RefSeq names its product Cullin repeat-like-containing domain protein. Gene Ontology annotation, biological process: intracellular protein localization; exocytosis; Golgi to plasma membrane transport. The record is from RefSeq and is a predicted model, not a curated record. The transcript is spliced from 2 exons. Gene Ontology annotation, cellular component: exocyst. Bases 1 to 2055 code for a protein of 684 amino acids. NCBI's taxonomy places the organism in Eukaryota, Fungi, Ascomycota, Sordariomycetes, Amphisphaeriales, Sporocadaceae.